Austrofundulus limnaeus is the source of this 265-nucleotide messenger RNA. Its product is annotated as fibrillin-1. The record is from RefSeq and is a predicted model, not a curated record. NCBI's taxonomy places the organism in Eukaryota, Metazoa, Chordata, Actinopteri, Cyprinodontiformes, Rivulidae. Gene Ontology annotation, molecular function: calcium ion binding.
AUAAUCCAGACCCGGAACCUGACCAACAUGUGCCAGGCCUUCAGGAACCUGUGCGUGAACGGCAGGUGCAUUCCCAUGCCGAGCAUCGGCUACCGCUGCGAGUGCAACAUGGGCUUCAGGCUGGACCCCCGGGGCGAGUGCAUCGAUGACGACGAGUGCGAGAGAAGCCCCUGUGCGCACGGCGAGUGCGUCAACACCCAGGGCUCCUACAUCUGUCAGUGUCCCGCCGGCUUCCAGACCACCGCCACCCGCACCGAGUGUCGAG